AUGUCGGAGUAUCAGAUAUCCAGUGUGUAUUUCUCGCGAAAGAACAAACUGCUACUGCUGAUAUGUGUCUUCUUCUUCUCCUGCUCAACACAUAUAUUUAAAAAUGUGUUUCCCUUCCUGUUUAUGCUAACUGGAGUGCGCAACGAAAUCGAUCUUGAUAAUGUGGUUCAUCAGGAGGGAGGGUUACCCGCAAGGAAAGAUGAAGUCGGAAGUACAACUAAGGGAGAAGGUAAAAAUUCGGAUAUGUCUGGAGAGUUCGAUUCGUUUGAAGAGUUCGAUGUAAUUUCCUUGAGUAAUGAUUCUCCCGGGGGGAGCCCCCUCCCCCCACCUGUCACUGUCUCUCACGAAUCCAUGCACAGCUCCACCUACUUCCAAACCAAGGAUGGAAACAGUCAGUCCAUCUAUCUCUACAGUAACAUCCUUUCACUCAUCUAUUGUAGUUCUCUGGUAACGUAUAUUUUCAUUCUGAUAUUCGAUCUGGGAAAAAAGAAUUACGUUGUAAACACCUUCUACAUCGUGAACUUGGUUUCUCACUUUAUCAUAUUUAUCCUUCUGAGUGAUAUUCAAAUGAGGAAUACAGAUUUGCGUGUAGUCACCAGGGACGUGGACACGAGCAUGUCGACAAGGGGAAUGCCUCCCGUUGGUAAGUUAUGGUCAGGAGGCUAUCCAGGAACGGAGAGAAUAAUUUCUCCAAAUGAUAUAUUAGCAAAAAGGAGGGACAUCAACUUUUACUUUAAGAGGAACGUGCAGGAUAGGCUGAAGGCAUGGGAGUUCCUCAGCGUGGGGUUCUUCCAGAGAAGUGUCGUGGAGUUUAUUCUAACAGAUGUGAGAACGGCUAGCAGCGAAGUGAAUAGUGGGAAAGAAGAUAAAAAUAAUAAUGACAAAGACGUAGCGUAUACAUACGAAAGGAAGUACUUGAAGUUCUUGUACCUGUUCAUUAUUAUCAGCUCCAUAUGCAGUGGAUACAUAAAAAUAUACCAGAAGAGGAUCAUGUACUGUAUUUUUUACGUAAACAUUGGAGUAAUCACAUCUUUGCUCAUCCUAAUGAACAGUCUAUUUAAGUUGUUUGCUCAUUCCCUGAACUACGUAGUUACAAGCAACAACUCUAAAACGGAUAUUAGCGACUACAUCAUUCUCUUCCUAGUUAUAGAUAUGUUUGGUCUCUUAAUGAUGCUGAUAUUUACGUACAGGUGGUUUUAUCAAAAGAACCUGUGGGUUAAUAUGCAUACCAUUUUCUACAACUACAAAUAUGUGUGCUUCUAUCACAAGGAGACUUACUAUCUGUACUCCCUCGACAAGCAGAUAGAUAAUAUUCUGGUACACAUCGAUAUGUGUGGGGAUGAAAAUAUUAAAAUUACCUUCUGUGCAUAUAUGAAUUUGAAGAAAUCCAUUUUUUAUGAUUACCUAUGCCUUAACAAGUUUAGGAAGAACAAACUUCGCAUUCUGGAAAUUGCAGAUGAUAAUCUUCAGGUGAAGAGUACCUACAAGAUGGUGGAUCCUCCCAUGGAAACGGAUACACCCAACCGACAACUCCAUCAUCCUAGCCAAGUGGAACAACAUGGUACCCCACCCUUAACACCCACUACUCCCUUUACUAGGAAGAAAAAUCACAGCUAUACCAUGAAGCCAUACAAAAUAUGCAUAGAACCUUUGAAUAGCUUAGCCAAUUUACAACCCAACGGGGAGGAGGGCACAUUAGCGGAUGGAUACUUGGCGAGUAGCCAUUUGACGGAUAGCCGAUAUACCAAUGAGAAAAAUAAAGACCAUCUACAAAUGAACGCUGAUGUUGUGGAUGAGGGAGAUGUGAAAACAGGGACGAAUGGGGAGAUUACUAAAUGUGUAAAGAAACAGAAGAGGAGAUUAUCCAAGGGGGAUUCUGUUCACUUCCUGGAUCAACAGGAGGGGCAAGAGCCUUACGCGCGAGUAGAAAAAUACACAGAUAUACCCCAUGAAUAUACUACCCAGGAACGAUCGUAUGAGGGGAUAAAAGUGAACGGAGAAAAUGGAGCAAACGAUGUGGAGAGUAAGAAACUCUACAUGGAAGAAGACGUAGAAACUGAAGAAAGAGAAGAACAGAAGAGGAAUAUUUUAUUCAUCCCAAAUUACGAUGAUGAAUGUAACAGAAAUGUAGACUACAGCGAUGAGUGGGAGUUGUUCGACGACAAAGACGAUAUGAACACCAGGGAUAGUGCGGGGGGUUCCUUUCUCAGUAGAGCAGAAGAAAAGGACAGCCAUGUGAAGAAGAAACUUUUGAAUAUCUAUCAAGGGAUUAAAAAAUUCAGCUCCUCUUUCACAUUUUAUUUUUUCUUCUUCAUUUUUAUCUAUGCCUUUUUGUUGUCUAUUAUGCAUAUUUUUAUUAACUACUUUUUUUAUAUUUAUCUGUUUGUUUUUAACAUUAACAUUUAUGUGUCUAAUGUAUACACCAUUAUCAUGACAUUCGUUUCGCUUAUCGCUAUUCCUUUUUCCGGAUACAUUGUUGAUAAUAUAGGAUCCUUCUUGUCCCUCCUGCUGUGCUCGUCGUCUUUCAUCUUGGUGGCCAUAUCGGGAUCCAUAUACUGCUACAAGUUUAACCUCAAUUCGGAAGCCCUCGCCUUUCUCUUCUUCAACCUCAUAGGUAUCAGCGAGUCUAUCAUCCCGACGGUUAUCAUUUCCCAGAUCCCCACUCAUCUGUGCGUGAAGAAUAAUGAAGAUAUCACUUCAGCCUUUGCCUUUUUCGAGUUAGUUACGAUGAUUAUUAUAAGUUUGAACAAUUACGUUUUUGGUUGUUUCUUAAUUAAAGAAGAAUACCUAAAGGGUUUGUAUGUACUUUUUUUUUUCGUCAUCCUGGUGAUCAGCCUUAUCCUUCUUUUAAUUGUCACCAUUUACAUCAAGAAGAAGCGGAGCGUGCGUGCGUACAAGAGCCCACGGAACGCCGACCUCGCACAGCCUCUCCUCUGA
This is a messenger RNA of Plasmodium knowlesi strain H, 2937 nucleotides long. RefSeq names its product conserved Plasmodium membrane protein, unknown function. NCBI's taxonomy places the organism in Eukaryota, Apicomplexa, Aconoidasida, Haemosporida, Plasmodiidae. The record is from RefSeq and is a predicted model, not a curated record. The coding region runs from base 1 to 2937 and encodes 978 amino acids. The transcript is spliced from 5 exons.